Sapajus apella (tufted capuchin) is the source of this 6116-nucleotide messenger RNA. RefSeq names its product tripartite motif containing 66 (gene TRIM66). The transcript is spliced from 20 exons. NCBI's taxonomy places the organism in Eukaryota, Metazoa, Chordata, Mammalia, Primates, Cebidae. Gene Ontology annotation, molecular function: zinc ion binding; protein binding. The coding region runs from base 2182 to 5898 and encodes 1238 amino acids. The record is from RefSeq and is a predicted model, not a curated record.
AAAAAAAAAGAAAAAGAAAUGUAGUCCUCAUUUACCAUCAUCUACUGGUUCUUAGAAACUGUGAUUUUAAGAAAAACAAUGUACAGCAAGUCCUUAAGUAAACAUCCUUUUGUUAAAAUGAUGAAAAAAAAAUUGGUUUCAUUGUAUGUCAUCAUGCUUAGUUGCCACUUCCAACAACCUAUCAAUGAUGUUAAGUGAAGACUUACUGUCUAAUUGUCCAAUCUGCUAAAAACCAGGUAAUAACCUUUAAUACCAACUGUGGUUUAUUUUUGAAGCAGACAUAUGAACAGGUAGUUAAAAUGCAAUGUGAUAUUUGUUGUACUAGAAGGAUGUUCAGGGCGCUGCAGGAACCCAGAAGAGGGACUAAUUAACUCAUCCUGGGGGAAAUUAACCCUGCUUCUCAAAGGUGGAACAUUUGAACAGGUAUGAAAGGAUGAAUAGGAGUUUAUCUCAAAAGGAGAGGGGCAAGAAAGAGUAUUUCAGAAGAGGAAACAGCAUUUCUUACAGACAGAGAAUCAUGCAAAAGUUUGGUGUAUCAAGAGACAGCAGAGAUAUUGGGCAUGGCAAAAACACAGGGUGUAUGGCAGGUGAAGUUAAUGAUGAAACUAGAGAGAGACAAGGUCAAUUUGCAAAGGGCCUUGAAUGCCAAGCUGAGGACUCUGGCUUUAAGGUCAAGGGAGCAGAGAAUGUGUGAUGAGACCUUGUCUGACCUGUUCAGUUCUCUUUUUUCAUUCUGCUUAUGAGGCUAUGUUAUGAUGACUGAUGUUUGGGCAUCUGAUACCAGGGAAGUCUGUGGAAGUCAUUUUCAACAAUUAGAGCAGCAUUUCUGUCCUGGGCGCAGAUGAGGAGGUCUCCCUAGGGUAAGCCAAGUGGAAGAGAGGGACAGUCCCCUUAUUUCCCUGGAUAAUGUCACCUGUGGAGAGCAUCCUUUUCCACCUCUGGCCAUUGUUCUUGACAGGCAGGAGAAUAAGCAGGACAUUCCAGAUGCAGUCUUGUCAUUAACACCCAUGGUUCCACAAAGAAUCAGAAAAGUUUUCUCUUUUUUUUUUGGUGGGGUAGGGGAGUAUUAAACUAUUAUUUUUCAUGAUUUUGUGGAUUUGGAUUUUCCCAGGACAUAUCAGUUACCUUUUACUAGAUAACAAGCCGCUUUUAAACUUGGUAUUUAAAGCAACUAAACUUUAUUUAGUUUGUGAUUCUACAGUUUGGUUGCUUGGGCUGGGAUUCUCUGGGUGAUUCUUCUGGUUUGGCCUGGGCUUAGCUAAUUAUGUCUAUGUUCACUCUUGUGUCUGUUUUCAGCUAGUGGGUUAGUUGGGGCUAGCUGGUCUAUGAUGGCCUCAGGUGGAAUGCCUGAGACAACUGAGAUCUCUCUCUGCAUGAUCUCUCAUCUUCCAGCAAUCUCAACGCCAGGUUAGCUUUUUCACAUGGCAGUCUUAGAGUUCUAAAAACAAGAGGAGAAUUAUAUAAGGCCACUUGAGGUCUAGGCUUGGAGAACUUGUCACUUUUGCUACAUUUUGUUGGUCAAAGAAAAUAAUGAGGUAAGCUUAGAUUCAAAUGGUGAAGGGUCCUACCUUUUUUAAAAAUUAAAAAACUCGUCACUGACUUGAAGCUCAUGGAGAGUCUUACCUUUUGAUGGUAGGAUUGGAAGGGUAUGGAUGAGGGAGGGGAAGAAUUUGUGGCCAUUUUUUUAAUCUACCACUCAAACUAACUUUCAUCACCAGAGAGAGUUGAUAAUUGAGUUUAUUGCCUUACUAUGAAUAAAAUAUGAGGAAUCUUUUGAAUCCAAAGUCAUGGAGGAUCAUGUGAUUUCUGAAGUUUUAUCUAAUUUAAUCUGCAUAGCAACUCUUAUUUUCCCUUUCUAUUUUAUAUAUGAAGAACCCGGGGCACAGAGCAAUUAAGUGAGAUAGUGUCUUGCCCAGGCUGGUAAGCCUGGUCUUUGGACUUAUUUGUCUGACUGUAACUCUGGAGUAACUGCUGUCAUAUCAUUGUUUCCUAUCUUGAAGAGAUGAGACAGGGGAGAUUGUAGUGGUACUGCUGCAUUCACUGCCAUAGCCAUCCCCUUUCAGAUCACCCUCAUCCCUGGACACAGAGCUCAUCUCCUGUCCUGGGUGUAAACGAGUACAUCUUACCAAGGAUGUAACUGAACAUUUUUUUCUGCAGUGUGUUCCUACUGAGCAACCCAAGAUGGCCAGGAACUGCUCCGAAUGCAAGGAGAAGAGGGCAGCACAUAUCCUCUGCACCUACUGCAAUCGCUGGCUCUGUAGCUCUUGCACAGAGGAACACCGACACAGCCCUGUCCCCGGGGGCCCGUUCUUUCCUCGGGCCCAAAAAGGAUCUCCAGGAGUGAAUGGUGGUUCUGGAGACUUCAUCUUGUACUGUCCUCUACACACACAGGAAGUGCUCAAGCUAUUCUGCGAGACAUGUGAUAUGCUCACAUGCCAUAGCUGCCUAAUGGUGGAACACAAAGAACACAGGUGCAGACAUGUUGAAGAAGUUUUGCAAAACCAGAGGAUGCUUCUGGAAAGUGUGACUACACAGGUGGCACAUAAGAAAUCCAGUCUACAGACAUCUGCAAAGCAAAUUGAAGACAGGAUUUUUGAGGUGAAGCAUCAGCAUAGGAAGGUGGAAAACCAGAUCAAAAUGGCCAAGAUGGUUCUGAUGAAUGAGCUGAACAAACAGGCCAAUGGGCUUAUAGAGGAAUUGGAGGGCAUUACUAAUGAGAGAAAGCAGAAGCUGGAACAGCAGUUACAGAGCAUCAUGGUUCUCAACCGUCAGUUUGAGCAUGUGCAGAAUUUCAUCAACUGGGCUGUCUGCAGCAAAACCAGUGUCCCUUUUCUUUUCAGCAAAGAGCUGAUUGUGUUUCAGAUGCAGCGAUUGCUGGAGACAAGUUGUAACACAGAUCCUGGCUCCCCUUGGAGUAUCAGAUUCACCUGGGAGCCUAACUUCUGGACCAAGCAGCUAGCUUCUCUUGGCCGCAUAACUACUGAAGGCGGACAACUGCCCCGGGCAGAUGCUCCUGCUUAUGGAGGCUUACAGGGGCCAUCACCCUUUUAUCAAAGCCACCAGUCUCCAGUGGCUCAGCAAGAGGCUCUUAGCCACCCUCCACACAAGUUCCAGUCUCCAGCAGUGUGCUCCUCAUCUGUGUGCUGCUCCCACUGCUCCCCAGUCUCACCUUCCCUCAAAGGCCAGGUCCCCCCACCCAGCAUGCACCCAGCCCACAGCUUUAGGCAGCCCUCUGAGAUGGUGCCCCAGCAGCUGGGGUCUCUGCAGUGCUCUGCCCUGCUGCCCAGGGAGAAAGAGCUGGCCUGCAGCCCUCAUCCACCAAAGCUGCUGCAGCCCUGGCUGGAAACCCAGCCCCCUAUGGAGCAGGAGAGCAUGCCCCAGCGGCUGGGGCAGCAGCUGACUUCCCAGCCUGUGUGUAUUGUCCCCCCACAGGAUGUUCAGCAAGGAGCCCAUGCCCACCCCACCUUACAGACACCCACUAUCCAACUCCAGUUUGGCCACCACCAGAAGCUGAAGCUCAGUCACAUUCAGCAGCAGCCACAGCAGCAGCUGCCACCUCCAACACCUCCCCUACCUCCCCAACAGCAGCCACCCCCACCUCCACCUCCAUCCCAGCAUCUGGCUUCUAGUCAGCAUGAGAGCCCUCCUGGGCCUGCCUGUUCUCAGAACGUGGACAUAAUGCAUCACAAGUUUGAGCUGGAGGAAAUGCAGAAGGACUUGGAGCUUCUUCUCCAGGCUCAACAGCCCAGCCUGCAACUGAGUCAGACCAAAUCUCCUCAGCAUCUGCAGCAAACCAUUGUGGGGCAGAUCAACUACAUUGUGAGGCAGCCAGCGCCUGUCCAGUCCCAGAGCCAGGAGGAGACCCUGCAGGCUACAGAUGAGCCUCCAGCAUCCGAGGUCUCAAAAUCGGCUCUCCCUCUUGACAAGAAUACUGCUGCUGCCUUGCCCCAGGUGUCUGGGGAAGAAGCCCCUCUCAGUGUCCCCCCAGUGGACAGCACCAUCCAGAACUCCUCUCCAAAUGUGGUGAGAAAGCACUCCACCUCGGUGAGCAUCAUGGGGUUUUCCAACACUCUGGAGAUGGAAUUGUCAUCUACCAGGUUGGAGAGGACCCUAGAGCCACAGAUCCAGAGUGCGAGCAGCCUGACAGCUGGCGCUUCCAAAGCAGUACCAAGCCUGCUGAGUGCUCCCCCCAAAACAGUGUCCAGCCUGACAAGUGUUCAAAACCAGGCCAUGCCCAGCCUGACAACCAGUCACCUACAGACUGUGCCCAGCCUUGUGCGUAGCACAUUCCAAUCCAUGCCCAACUUGCUGAGUGACUCCCCCCAGGCUAUGGCAAGCCUGGCAAGUGAUCACUCUCAGGCUGGGCCCAGCCUAGUGUCUGGUCACACCCAGGCUGUGCCAAGUCUGGCAACUUGUCCUCUGCAGAGCAUCCCUUCAGUGUCUGACAUGCAGCCAGAAACCGGGUCCAACUCUAGUUCUGGCCGAACUUCAGGGAGCCUGUGCCCUGGAGAUGGGGCUGAGCCCUCCCUGGGGAAUGCUCUGUGUAAGAUGGAAAGUGAGGAUUCCACUCGCUUCACUGACUCACUGGGACAAGGUCCCAUAGCCCCUGGUCUGGAUGCUCACAAGGACUUGGUCAUCCCCUCAGAACUGGAGGAGCCAAUUAACCUCUCUGUGAAGAAACCUCCACUGGCACCAGUGGUCAGCACAUCUCCAGCUCUGCAGCAGUGCCAGAACGUAAAAGAGUGUGAGAAUUUUGAACAAGGAACCCUAGAGCUGGAUGCAAAAGAGAACCAGAGCAUCAGAGCCUUCAAUAGCGAGCCUAAGAUUCCCUAUGUGCGACUAGAGCGACUCAAGAUCUGUGCUGGCUCCUCGGGAGAGAUGCCCGUGUUCAAGCUGAAGCCACAGAAGAAUGAUCAGGAUGGGAGCUUCCUGCUGAUCAUCGAGUGUGGCACUGAGUCCUCCAGCAUGUCCAUUAAGGUCAGCCAGGACAGACUGUCUGAGGCCACCCAGGCCCCAGGUCUGGGGGGAAGAAAGGUCACUGUCACUUCUCUGGCUGGGCAGCGGCCACCAGAAGUGGAGGGCACAUCUGAAGAACACAGACUCAUUCCUCGAACUCCAGGAGCCAAGAAGGGCCCCCCAGCCCCAAUAGAGAAUGAGGACUUCUGUGCUGUUUGCCUCAAUGGGGGAGAGUUACUGUGCUGUGACCGCUGCCCCAAAGUGUUCCAUCUGUCCUGCCAUGUGCCAGCCUUGCUCAGCUUUCCAGGGGGAGAGUGGGUGUGUACCUUGUGCCGCAGCCUGACCCAGCCCGAGAUGGAGUACGACUGUGAGAACGCCCGCUAUAACCAGCCUGGAAUGCGGGCAUCUCCUGGCCUAAGCACAUAUGACCAGAAGAAGUGUGAGAAGCUGGUAUUGUCCUUGUGCUGCAAUAACCUCAGCCUGCCCUUCCAUGAACCUGUCAGCCCCCUGGCCCGGCAUUAUUACCAGAUUAUCAAGAGGCCCAUGGACCUGUCAAUCAUCCGGAGGAAGCUGCAAAAGAAGGACCCGGCUCACUAUACCACCCCAGAGGAGGUGGUAUCGGAUGUGCACCUCAUGUUCUGGAACUGUGCUAAGUUCAAUUAUCCUGACUCAGAGGUUGCAGAGGCUGGCCGCUGCCUGGAAGUGUUCUUUGAGGGCUGGUUGAAGGAGAUCUACCCAGAGAAACGGUUUGCCCAGCCAAGGCAGGAGGACUCAGACUCCGAAGAGGUGUCUAGUGAGAGUGGACGCUCCACUCCCCAGGGCUUCCCAUGGCCUCCCUACGUGCAGGAAGGCAUCCAACCCAAGAGGCGGCGACGACAUAUGGAGAAUGAAAGAGCAAAGAAAAUGUCAUUUCGUCUGGCCAACAGCAUCCCCCAGGUGUGAGAGCCAGAAGGAGGCUGCGUACUCUGGCAGCUGUUGUCCCAGCCUGUCGACCAUUCCUUCCCAUCUUGCAGCUUAUCCUCUUCAGAAUGUGGGUGGUAGAUGAGUCUCAUUGAACUGUGUAGUGCUCUUCUUUGCCAUUUGCAUCUACAGCAUUUAUUUGGAAGCCGUAGUGCAUCCACUACAGAGAAGAUUUCAGUAAUAAACAGGAAAGAGGAAGG